CUUUUGACUACUAUAGAGCGCAGUUUUACGAUUGGUUCGCUACCUUGUUAGGAGUAUCACACUUGAUACUACUAUGUAGAAUACUUUUCAUCACAUUAGAUUGUAAAGGGUUAGGAAAUUGUUAUCAAAGGAGUCUGGAGAAUGCGAAGUCUUAGGAUAUUUAGAAUACUAUAAUGCUGAUGGAAUGUUUGGAACCGAUUUUGCGCCCUGCAGAUUAUAUAGGUUCGUUCCUUGUUUCUGGUAAAGAUCAUCACGAAAGAGCUCAAAUAGUGCGUCAAAAGUUGGAAGCGGCUCGCAAAUAUACCCACAGUAAACCAAUUAUCUUGCUGAUAUCUUUAAGUGGAGUUAAAGUUUGUCAUGAAAAUAAGGAGCGCGUUUAUAUGGCUCAUGCACUUCGACGAAUUUCGUAUGCUACCUGUGACCCAGAAAAUCUUCAGUUUGCCUUCCUUGCCAGGGAACCAAAAGCACAACCGAAUGUCCAAUAUUGUCAUGCAUUCGUCACUAUAACACCUGAAGCAGCCGAGGAACUGAAUACCAUAAUGGGAGAGGUUUUUCGCUUAGCGUAUGCCCAGCAACGUCUUCAUACAGUAUCUAACAAUCCUGUUUUGUUUCACCAGUUUGGUAAGCAUAUACCAGUUUGUCAGGUUCAGAAAGCUCCCAUAACUGUCACAUGUUCUGUUUCUGCUAACCAGGAUAACUCAGUGAGCACAAAAUCUUCAAGUCAAGCUGUCUACGCUGUCAACGUAAAUCCGACCAGUCAAAUAUCCAUGCCUAGCAAACUUCUUCCGCCUUUACCAGAAGCUGAUCAUUGUGCGGCAAGUAACCAGACACCUGUUUCUGUCCAGUUUGAAGUGAACAAUAUUCCACCAAGUGAAGUUUGUGCUGUCGGUGAUAGACAGAGAGGAAGUAAACCUCAUAAACAUAAACAUCACAAGCAUCAUCAUCGUCAUAAAUUACGAGAUGCAACAACAAGUACGUGUGAACAACUUUCAGGUUCGAGCGACUCUGUUGACCCUACUAUUAAAGUUAAUGAAUCGGAAGAACUCAUAAUGAAGAGUAAACAGAUAAAGCCACCUCCCCCACCACCGCGUUCUCAUUCAUCAGUAACUUCAUCUACGCAGCUGUCAACUAAGAAUAUCACAUCUACCCCAGCUGCAAAUCACCAAAGCCCAAUUUUAAAGCAUCAUGAAAAAUUACACGGAAUGGAAGUAAAUAAAACCCCACAUGAAAUGACUGAAGAUCCUACUGAGGUUUUACCGUUAAGACCUAAAUCUACGACAUCUGCACUGGCACAACACUUCUAUGAUAUGGCUGAUCAUCGCAGCUGUGGUGGUAUCGCUCCUGACAAAGAAACUCCUAUUCCAGGAAAAGAUAUGCAAGAAAGUAACGCUGAAUUUAUCAAUGAUAGUGCUCCAGCCAAUACGUCUACAGCAACAACGACGUCAUCAUCAACUACUGGGUGCUCAACCGCUACAUCUGGCUCUGGUCAUCCUGACUCCAGUUCUGAUAAUAGUUUACCGAUUAGCAAACGUUGUACAUGCACUCCAGGUUGCACCAGUGGUGAACAUACGUGCUUAAUAUUUGAUAAUAAUCCGCGUCCUGGAGAUUCGAAUCAGUUGUUGAAACCCACUGAACAGCACCUUCCCGUUCCUCCCACAUCUCCGUGCUCCACUCCAAACGUCCCUACACAAAAUGUUCCAGAUGAUAUCAAUGAGUUGUCGCAUGCUCCUUGGUAUCUUCCAGAUUUACCACGUGAAAAGGCUUUGGAAAUGCUUGCCAAACAACCUCCUGGAAGUUUUGUUGUCCGAGAUAGCGGAAGUCAUCCAAAUAGCUUUGCGUUAUCAGUACGUUCUAGUAAUGGACAAGUAGCUGGUGGCUGUUUCCAUUCUAGACAACCACAUAUACCAGGAAAUCGAAUCAAAGAUACAGCCUCCCAGUUGACAUCAGUUUAUCCAUCUUCUACAAGUGGAAUAACUCACUUUCUUAUCCAGAAGACAUCUGGAGGUGGUGUGAAACUCAAAGGAUUAGAUAAAGAAUGGCCAUCACUUGCUUGUCUUGUCUUACACUUAACUGUAAUGCCUGAAAUGCUCCCUUGCCCACUUCGACUUCCAAGAGCUGCAGCAAAUCCCACCUUCUCGCCUACUGACCAUUGUGUUGGUCAUAAUGACUUUGAGAAACCGCCUAAUGUUACCCCGUCACAAUUUCGUCCAAUGUGCAAUGCCUUACAACGUGUAACAGAUACAAUUUCACUAGAUGAAGCUUUAGCUCGUCUAACAGAUGAAGACGAAGAUUAUCAACGUUUAUCUGAUUUCUCUUCCAUUAUGGCUGAUUUAAAAUUACAGCCUAGAAAUGUGAAUAGAAAGCAUAAAGUUUCAUCUAAAUCCGGUGGCCGUGGUAGAUAAAUACUUUUUUUUGUUAUUGUUAUGAUGCGAAAUCUUAUUAUAAGUUGUAUUAGUACUAUCACUUUACUACCUAUCAAUGUUUUGUGAGAUAAUUGUCUUACUUCUUUUUUUUCUUACCUUUGUAAAGUUUCUGUAUUUGUGUGUGCGCGUGUGUAUGUGAGAAAGAGUUUUUAUCGUAUAUAUUAUUUUCUCUAUUGCAAUACAAACUACCUCUUCAAAUAAAACUAAAUACCCAAUGUGUGUCUGGAAAAAGAAAACAACAUUUCUAGUCCACUUUCUAUUAAAUUAGUUUAUUAUUUUUUCUCUCUCUUAAUUAUCCAUUUUGCUUGCUUUAAACGCAUAAUGAUAUGUAAUGCGUACGCUAAGUUAUAUUAUAAUAUACGUAUUACAUUUACAUUAUUUUAUUGUUAACUAAGUAAUACUAGUUAGUAUUAAUUGAAUUAUAAUCAUGACUUGAUUUCAUUAUUCUUUUUUUCGUUGUCCAUUGUUAUAGGUAUAUGAGUUUUUUUUUUUAAAAUUCAAUAUUAUUGUCAUUAAUUUUUGUUCUAUUCACUUUUUAAUUGUUUAAUUAUAAUUUAUUAUGUAUAUUCUUUCUAUUUCUCUAAUAAUUUUCACCCAUUUUAAAAAGAAAAUUAUUAUUACUGGAAUAGCAUGAAUGAUAACAUGUUGUAAAGUCACUGUUAUGUGCUGCUGCCCAACCAGUUCGUUAGAGGUCUUAUUAAUAAUAAUAAUAACAAUAAUAUUUUGGUAUAUUAAUUUCUGUUUUUUUUUUGACAAACCGGUAUAAUUCAUUCAUUCUCACUGAAAUGUACUAUUUAACAUUUCCUCCCUUUUUUUUCUUCAUUUGCUUCAUCCUCUUAUUUUUGAUCUUAAUCUUACCUCUCUUUUUUUUCUUAGAAAUAAAGGAAUUAACGCAAAAUACUACCUGGUGUAUUUAUUUGUUUAAGUGUUAAAGCAUUUAACUGUUAUAUUUUCAUCAUUUG
This is a messenger RNA of Schistosoma haematobium, 3385 nucleotides long. RefSeq names its product SH2 domain containing 5 (gene SH2D5). The record is from RefSeq and is a predicted model, not a curated record. Bases 174 to 2402 code for a protein of 742 amino acids. NCBI's taxonomy places the organism in Eukaryota, Metazoa, Platyhelminthes, Trematoda, Strigeidida, Schistosomatidae. The transcript is spliced from 10 exons.